Exophiala viscosa is the source of this 2018-nucleotide messenger RNA. Its product is annotated as splicing factor, Prp19-binding domain-containing protein. The record is from RefSeq and is a predicted model, not a curated record. The coding region runs from base 120 to 1553 and encodes 477 amino acids. Gene Ontology annotation, cellular component: U2-type spliceosomal complex. Gene Ontology annotation, molecular function: RNA binding. The transcript has a single exon. NCBI's taxonomy places the organism in Eukaryota, Fungi, Ascomycota, Eurotiomycetes, Chaetothyriales, Herpotrichiellaceae. Gene Ontology annotation, biological process: mRNA splicing, via spliceosome.
GUUCAUCACUAUUUACCACGAAACAUUUCCGAGCGUAUGGUAAGGGUCCUCUGACCUUGGGCACUGGUGCAUCACAAAGUCUGCCAUCAGCCUGCAUUUCCUCCUAUACGUUGCCUAACAUGCCUCCUCCAAUGCCAAAUCCCACGAAGCACAUGACCGCAAACCCAGCGAAACCCGUUGGAAGGUAUCGUCCGGGAAAAGCAGUCGCAGAACAAGAGUCGUCCGAAGAAGAAGAAGAAGAGUCAGAAGAGGAACAGCAACAGCAACCACAAUCUCAGAGGACACCUCAGGCACGACCGACCCAGGCCAAAAGGCCACAGGCACCAGUUCAGGAAGAAAGUGAGGAGGAAGACGAAGACGAAGAGGGAUUCGUAACAGACCCAGAAGAUGCAGAAGAAACUCCAGCACCGGCAGGAUCACAACCGGCAAGAACUACAUCCACGAUAUCCAGACCGCCUGCUGUAAAGCAGGACUCUACGCAGGCAAGGUCGGAAGAGGAAUCGGAGGAGGACGAAUCCGACGAAGCAUCCGAAGAGGAAGAGGAGAGCUCCUCAGAGGAAGAAGCACCCCAACGCAAAUUCCAACGCCCAACAUUCAUUAAGAAGACCGAACGUAAAUCCGCACCUACAGACGCAGCCCAUCAGACCCCAAACGCUGAAGUCGAGGAGCAAUCUCGCCGGCUCGCCCAAGCAGACCUCCUAAUCAAGGACAAACUCGAACGCGAUGCCCUCGCUCGAGCUCAAGGCAAGAAGGCAUGGGACGAUGACGACGAUGUUCUUCCAGAAUCCAUGGUGGACGACACGGAUGGUGUCGACCCGGAAGCAGAGUAUGCAGCAUGGAAAGUGCGGGAACUUAAGCGCCUAAAACGCGACAGAGAAGCCUUGGUUGCGCGAGAAAAAGAGAUUGAAGAGACGGAACGACGGCGAAACCUCACGGCUGAGGAGCGGGAGAAGGAAGACAAAGAGUACCUGGACAAGCAGCGUGAAGAACGCGAGGGAGGCCGAUCGGAAGCACAAUUUCUGGCAAGGUAUCAUCACAAAGGCGCGUUCUUCCAGGGCGACGAGACUGCUGAGAUCCUAAAACGACGCAAUGUCAUGGGCGCACGAUUCGAGGACGAUGUCACUGACAAGUCUGUUUUGCCGGAGUAUAUGCGGCUACGAGACAUGACGAAACUAGGCAAGAAAGGGCGCACACGAUACACCGAUCUCAAAGGUCAGGAUACCGGUCGUUUUGGCGAGGACGUGAAGAGGUGGAGAGGAAGUGGUGCUGGCCCAUCAGGAGGUGCUGGUGAGGGUUUCGAUACCAGAGGCUUGGACGAGCGAUUCCUCCCAGACGACCAGCGUGGUGGUGGCAAUACAGGUCCCACCGGUGCCAAUGCCAGCGCCGUGGGUCAGCGACGCGAGAAAGAGUCGUACAGAGAUGGCGAUCGUGGCGAGAGACGGAAGAGAUCACAUUCUAGGUCGCGGUCACGGUCACGAUCGCCACGGCGGCGGAAGAGAGAGUCGGAUUACGAUCUUGACAGGGACAGACGACGUGAGAUCGAGUCGCGGUGAACGUGCCUAUACGUGGUAUCUCAUCGACUUGAGGGCACAUUCCUGGAGUGUGAUUGAAACUGUGCUUCUCGCCUCUCGAGGAAAUGUGCUUGAACCGAAGUCUAUUGGAGGCUAUGAGGGCAUUUCACCAGGACAGCAGUUGUGGGAAUGUCCCAAGACCUACCGACUAGUAUCAGGUAAGGCCUCCCAAAGAAAUGGUCGGCCAAGUCGGAGCGCUGUAUAGGUCCAGAUCGGGCUUAGCGCGUCGUCGGAUCAGACUCUAUGCUGAACAUUUCCGCCAUGUGCCAGUGCUUGAGGGGAGGAGGAUUCGUCUUGGCCGAUACUCCAUGGAACCAUAGCGGAAGUACAUCUCACGGCCGUACAGUGCUGUGCCACUCUGAUCUUGAGCUGCCUAGCUUUUCGCCAAGUCGAGCUCUUCCCCUCAUAUCCUCUUCAUUUCAGACGGCAGCCAGCAAUAGCACUGAG